CCAUGUCUGUUUCCUUCCGUGACAGACUUGAAGCAUGAGCACUUGGUGGAGCUGCUGGCAGCGGGCGUCGGGUCUUCGACGUCGAGCUCGGCUGAGUCCACGCAGAGGUUCCUCAAGGCUGCCCUUUACGAGUCGGGAGACAUCGCGGUCUUCGUCGACGGGGUGGACGAGAUUUGCCCUUCAUACAAGGACAAACUCCUCCGACUCUUGCAAAUGUUGCUGGAGACAAAAGUGAAGUUGGUGUGGGUCUCGUCCCGCCCGGAGAUAAUGGACAUGAUCUUGCAGAAAGAAAAAGGCACAUUUGCAGACAUACAAUUUCAAUGGAAAGAAACCCCAAUAAUAAUAGCGGCAAAAUAUGGACACACAAAAACUGUACAGAUUUUAUUAAAGUAUGGUGCAAAUGUGAUGCAAAAAGACAUUUGGAACAGACAACCUAUUCACUACGCAGCCAGCGGUCGAAAAUACGAAAUAACAAAGCUCCUCCUCAAAAGCUCAGCUGAUCCUAACGCAGGGAACAAACGGGGCGUGACUCCACUGAUGUUGACAGCCGAGUUGGGUGAUGCGCAAUCCACGGAGCUUCUCUUACAAUACGGCGCCUACGUCAAUCAAAGGAACAAGGACAACUGCACGGCUCUGCACUUCGCUGUGCAGAAAUAUCACCACAUUACGAAGAUGCUCCUCGACUGCAAAGCUGACCCUAACGCAAAAGACAGAAAGGGCGUCACACCGCUAAUGAAGGCAGCAAUGUCAGGCGAUGCCCAAUCCACGGAGCUCCUCUUACAAUAUGGAGCCGACGUCAGUCAAAGGAACGAGAAGCAAUCGACGUCUCUCCAUUUCGCUGUUGGGAAAUCUCACCAAAUUACGAGACUCCUCCUCGAAAGCGAAGCUGAUCCUAAUGCAGCAAACAAAGACGGCGUCACGCCGCUAAUGUUGGCGGCUGAUUCAGGAGAUGCGCAAUCCUCUAAACUCCUCUUAGAACACGGAGCCGACGUCAGUCUAAGGGACAAGGAUAACCGGACUGCGCUCCAUUUCCCUCUUGACAAAUGUCAUAACCAAAUUACGAGACUCCUCCUCGAAAGCAAUGCUGAUCCUAAUCCAUCCAACAAAGUGGGCCUCACUCCGUUAAUGUUGGCAGCAAUGUCAGGCGACGCGCAAUCCACUGAACUACUCUUAGGACACGGCGCCGACAUCAAUCAAAGAGACCAGGACAACUGCACUGCGCUCCAUUUCGCUACUAACAAAUGCCAUCACUACAUUACGAAGCGCCUUCUCGUAAGCGAAGCUGAUCCUAAUGCUAGGGACAAGAAGGGCGUCACUCCGCUAAUGAGAGCGGCAAUGUCAGGCGACGCGCAAUCCACGAAGUUCCUUUUAGAAUACAGUGCUGAUGUCAGCCUCAGGGACGAGGACAACUGGACGGCGCUCCACUUCGCUACUAACAAAAGCUGUCACCGCAUUACAAAGCUCCUUCUCGAAAGCAAAGCUGAUCCGAAUGCGAAGGAUACUCAGGGUAGCACGCCGCUAAUGAUGGCAGCAAUGUCAGGCGAUGCGCAAUCCACGGAGCUCCUCAUAGAACACGGCGCCGACAUCAAUCAAAGAGACAAGGACAACUGCACAGCGCUGUAUUUUGCUACUGAGAAAUGCGUUUACCUCAUUACGAAGCGUCUCCUUGAAAGCAAAGCUGAUCCUAAUGCAAGGGGCAAAGAGAGCGACACCGCUUAUGUGAGCAGCAAUGUCAGUGCCGAGACACCCGUCUUAGGGCGAUUGAAAAAUGCUGCAAAGCCAUACGGGUCUGAAUACGAGAUCUUCCUCGGCGGCCUGUUGGCGCUGCGCGCGCGCAGAAAGGGCCUACGCUUUCAACUUUCUCGAAUGUGGCUGCUGCGCGUCCCCUGGAUGACCUCGUGCUGCUCUGAAGCACAGCCACUCACCAUCUUCAUCCAGCUCAAGCACGCCAGCACGACUGGUGCAGCUUCUCCGGUGAAAACACAGGUAAAUACUCACUAA
Gryllus bimaculatus (two-spotted cricket) is the source of this 2001-nucleotide messenger RNA. NCBI's taxonomy places the organism in Eukaryota, Metazoa, Arthropoda, Insecta, Orthoptera, Gryllidae. The record is from the annotation of a GenBank genome assembly.